Prosopis cineraria is the source of this 1278-nucleotide messenger RNA. RefSeq names its product peroxidase 51-like. The transcript is spliced from 4 exons. Gene Ontology annotation, biological process: hydrogen peroxide catabolic process; response to oxidative stress. Lineage: Eukaryota; Viridiplantae; Streptophyta; Magnoliopsida; Fabales; Fabaceae. The record is from RefSeq and is a predicted model, not a curated record. Gene Ontology annotation, molecular function: heme binding; peroxidase activity. Bases 93 to 1088 code for a protein of 331 amino acids.
CUAACUUUUCCCUCCGCAUAAUCAUAUCACUGGUUCACACCCAGUUUCAUCCCACAAUUCUCUGUUCUUUUUCCUUGUCAGAAACUGCGCAGAUGGGUGGGCUUCAUCGUCUCAUCCUUGUCUGGUCCCUCUCGCUAAGUCUGUGUCUUUAUCCCUACUUCUCUUAUGCUCAGCUAAGUCCACACCACUACUCCAAAAUCUGCCCCAAUCUCGAGAACAUCGUUAGAGAAGCAGUUCGCAAGAAAUUUCACCAGACUUUCGUCACAGCUCCCGCCACCAUUCGUCUCUUCUUCCACGACUGCUUCGUCCAUGGCUGUGACGCUUCGAUUCUGGUGGCGUCGACAAAGAACAACAAAGCGGAGAAGGAUCAUCCAGAUAAUCUGUCAUUGGCCGGAGAUGGGUUCGACACGGUGAUCAAAGCAAAAGCUGCGGUGGACGCUGUUCCUCGGUGCAGGAACAAAGUGUCGUGUGCUGAUAUUCUGGCUCUCGCCACUCGUGAUGCCAUAGCACUGGCCGGAGGGCCGUCGUAUACGGUGGAGCUGGGGAGAUACGAUGGGUUGGUGUCGAAGGCAUCGAACGUGAAUGGGAGGCUGCCACAGCCGAAUUUCAACUUGAAUCAGCUCAAUUCUCUGUUUGCUUCUAAUGGCCUCACCCAAACGGAAAUGAUUGCUCUCUCAGGAGCACACACCCUAGGAUUCUCGCAUUGCCGCAGAUUCGCAAACAGGGUAUACAAUUAUCGCCGUAAGAAGCCGGUGGACCCCACGCUGAACGCGAAAUACGCGGAGGAUCUGAAGUCCAUGUGCCCGAGGAACGUGGACCCCAGAAUAGCCAUCAACAUGGACCCCGCUACUCCGCACACAUUCGACCACGUGUACUACAAGAAUCUGCAGCAAGGGAAGGGCUUGUUCACGUCGGACCAGGUCCUUUUUACCGACCCGAGGUCCAGGCCCGCCGUGAAUGCCUUCGCCAGCAGCGCCCACAUUUUCCAGCAAAAUUUCAUCGCCGCUAUCACCAAGUUGGGCCGAGUGGGCAUCAAGAACGCCAAGAAUGGAAAUAUUCGCACUGACUGCUCUGUGCUUCACAAUUGACGAGUUCUUUAUUAUUAUUAUUAUUAUGUUCUAUUUCAAUAUCAAUAAGAGAAUGGUUUUAUGUUGUACAUGCGAAUUUAUUAUGUAGUCAAGAGUGGAACUGGCUAUGAAUGAAUUUGUAUUCGUCUUGAUGGUCUUUAAUCCAAGACCCUCGACAACAUUUGAUAGAAUAUUUAUGACUAAUUUUCAA